Messenger RNA from Ilyonectria robusta, 423 nucleotides. RefSeq lists its product as uncharacterized. NCBI's taxonomy places the organism in Eukaryota, Fungi, Ascomycota, Sordariomycetes, Hypocreales, Nectriaceae. The transcript has a single exon. The annotation marks the transcript as partial. The record is from RefSeq and is a predicted model, not a curated record.
GGUUACUCUCCCUUCUACUUGCUCUAUGGAUGGGAACCUAUCCUUCCGUUGGAAGUGGAUAUUCCCACAUGGCGCAUUAUCGAUUGGAAGAAGAUCUCCACCACAGAAGGUCUUCUUGAUGCCAGGAUCAGGGUCCUUCAAAGACGAAAAGAGGAUGUCGAGACAGCCAUAACUAAAGUAGCUGCGUUCCGCAAUCAGCUUGCUACCAAGAGAAAUGAGCAGAAUCUCUUCCGUCUUCGAAGGAAGCAACUCAAGCCAGGAGAUUUAGUCUUGAAGUUUGACUACACUAGAAUGCGUGAUUUGACAACCAAGGCCAAGAUGAGGCCGAGAUGGUUAGGUCCCUAUUGCAUUUCGAAGCAGUCGCCAGUCUCUCGUGCCUACAGGCUCGAGACUCUUGACGGGAUUGUCUUUGACAGACCCAUG